AUGGCAUCUGUGCCUCCUCAUCGUGCUGAGUCGCUGGCUCGUUCCUUCGACAACGCAAACCUGGACGGCAACUGCACAUUGGAGGAAGCCAUCGCCCACACCGACGGCAUGAAGAUCCUUCUCCUGGAGAAGCCAAUGGUGGUGAACAAGGAGCCCGGUUCCAUUAAGCUAGGCGAUUUGCCAGCUAAAAUGGAAAUCACCGACUCCGUGAAAAAGAAGACGCAGUUCCUCGACGUCAUUGCUGACCACGAAGGGCCUAUUGACUUGAAUGCGGUAGAGACAAUGUUCCUUCAACAACGGUAUGCCGACCUACCCGAGCCCGUGCGCAUGAAGGGGAACUUCCAGGCCCCCUACAACAUGCAGAUUUUCAUCAUCCCCAAGGAAGGGGGCAAGAAAGACAUCAUUAAGCACAUCAAAUUCCUAGAAGGUGCAAAGGUCCUCCACAGCUCCAUCAUCUCUAUGUGCCAGGGCGUUCCACUCGAGAUCGACUUGCAGGGCAAGUACCGCGAUGGUGGUCGAGGACUACAGUACAUGCUCGAGGGGCUGGGCGGCUUCCAGGUCCGCUACCAGAAGCUCGUGUCCGCCGGUGCCUCGAGCAAAAUGCCCAAAGAGACGGAGGACAUCCGCAAGGGCUUCGCCUAUAUCCGUCAGUGCCUCGCGGACCAAGGCUCUCAAGCUAAUACGAUCAAGGAGUGGCCUCUCACCUUCAAGAGCAUCACGCCGUGGGCUUUGAACACUAUCCUUGCACCGAUUCUUCCUCAUGUGAUGUCCCACUCCGUUAUCUGGAUUGGCAAGUCUCAGGUGGGUAAAAGCCCGGUGUCCUACACCCUCUCAUCUGUGGUGUCCGCAUAUUGGUUGAUUCAGGAAGAGAAGGAGGGCAGCCCUUGCUUUCAGACAUGCAACCACCUCGACUACUUCCGCAAGGAGAAGGGCAGGCGGACGAAACCGAGGGUGUUUGAUGAUGGCAACCUCAACCUGGAGCAUCCCGCAGGUGUUAAGGCAGUGACGGAGGUGGACGGCGUCGACAGGAAGACAAUGGCAAGAUACAACGCGUCCUCGUACGCGAAGAAUCAGCUAUGCCAGAUUUGCAGUAAUCCCUAUGACAGGACUGCAGAGCCGCCGAUGGACGCCAAUUCGACUCAGGACACCGUGACCUUCGAGCAGUUCUACAAGAUCGUGCGCCCCUCCUUCCACAGGGACUUCGAUGAAGAGGACCUUGUCGGUGUCUUCAAGCGAUCCACCUUCAUCGUCUUCACCGAUGUGGGCAUGUACGUACGUGUGCCAGGCACAGACCGCAAACCCGUUCCCCGGUAUGCCUGGCCAGAGCGGGAUAUUGGCAUGAUCUCUCCAUCUGCCCGACCCCUUUUGGCUGCCUACAAGCGCGGUAACCUCUCUCACUUGCCGGCAGAUCAUGACAAAGACAUGCAGUGGAGUUUGAACUUGCUGCAGGCUGCGCUGGAUGGCGAGGAGGUCCGCUAUUGUGCGACCACCCGUGGGAAAGAACUGUUCUCAGGAAGGGAGUACGUCAUUGAAGAUCGACCAACACUCGCGGGCAUUGAGGGCAAGACCAAGUACUACCUGGAUGCUGGCGCUGCCGUCGACGAGCCGCCCACUAAGAAGCUUCGAUCUGUGAAGUCCUCUUCCAACUUGCUCAAGGAGAUCAAGAACGAGAAUGCGCAGGAUGCCAAAGACGAGCCGAAGGACGAGGAUGAGCAGAAAACAAAAGAAGAACAGAAGGAGAACGAAGAUGCGCAGGAUGCCAAAGACGAGCCGAAGGACGAGGAUGAGCAGAAAACAAAAGAAGAAGAGAAGGAUGAGGACGUGCAGGGUAUCAAAGAAGAACCAGAGGAGACGCAUAAGGUGCGCAUCAAGCAAGAGCCAGUGGAUCCCUCCUACUUUUCCAAGCCAUUGAACCUGCGCCCUCUGGUGAUCAACCUGUCAGACACGUCUGAGGAUGCAAGUGACCCAGCCUCUGCACCGGCUGCAGCUGAUGCGGCGGACCCUGUGGAGAAGCUUUCUGACCCUACAGCUCCUCCAGCAGCCGAUGUGGUGGAUGAGACCAAGGUCCUUGCCGUUUGGGUGAAGCCCCACUACACCAAGCAGUACGACGUCAAGCUGCCGGACGGGAAGAAGGUGCGUGUGAAGAGCGGCGCCCAGAUCAUCGUUCUCUUGCGAAAGCUGAGAUCCGCACAGUUUGAAUACUGGCAUCGCCGCGCUAAUAUGUGGGAGGUGACCGGCCAGAUGCUGCAGGCACUGCACAAGCAGUGA
This is a messenger RNA of Effrenium voratum, 2268 nucleotides long. The record is from the annotation of a GenBank genome assembly. NCBI's taxonomy places the organism in Eukaryota, Dinophyceae, Suessiales, Symbiodiniaceae.